This is a messenger RNA of Chara braunii, 3273 nucleotides long. Lineage: Eukaryota; Viridiplantae; Streptophyta; Charophyceae; Charales; Characeae. The record is from the annotation of a GenBank genome assembly.
GGGUGGUACAACCACCCACCCCUACACACCUGAAGAAGAGGCCAAGGCCGSCGCGAUCCUGAAGGAGAGGAAAGAGAAGAAAGAGGCCAAGAGAAAGGCCUUGAUGGAGGAACAGGCGGCGAAACUGAAGAAGAUAGAGGAGGAAAUGGCCAAGAGAAGAGGAGGAGGUUGCAAUGUAUAUCCCCAAGGAUGAGCAAGAAGCCGCCGUUAAAGCAUGGGAUGUAGAGGAAGACCCCCUGAAGCGACAGGCGAUGGAAGAUGAGACGAGGAUGGAGUGGAGGCUUAGAAUGAUGAGGGAAAAGAAGAGGAGGGUGGAUGCGGCAAGUGAGGCGGCCAAAGAAUUAGAGGGGGUAAAGAACUUGAAAGAACAAUUGACCGCCCAGGUGGAUCUCCAACGAAAAGUGGAGAUCAUCGCCCUAAACGUCGAGCGCUUGGCGCGAGUUCAGGAGGAACAGUAUGCGUUUAGCAGGAGUCAGGAUAUGGCCGUGCGCUCGAUGCGGAUGGGAUUUCGUGAUUUUGCUCGCGAACUGGAAGGCGCCGUAGGAGCUGAGGUAAAGCAUCGCCUCGAGAAAACAGAAUGCUUCUGCAUCGGCGCCAGUGAAGGUGUUAAACUGGCGGCUCCCAAGGAAGAGGAAGCACAUCCUCGCAGGGAGCCAGUCAAAGUCAAAUUCCCUGAUUCCUACAGCGGGAAAAAGGAAGAGAACUUUGACAACUCGGAAGCCAACGUAAGAACGUACGUGCACCUGAAGAAAGUGUCCCCCGAUGAGCAGGUCCUGAUAGCCAUCCAUGCAUUGAAGGAAGAAGCCGCCAGUUUUGCACACUGCAGCGAUGAUGUGGUUGCCUACUCUGCUUUCACCCCCCUCGCGGACUUUCUUAAGUUGUUGCGCGAACGAUUUGCAGAUAUCUCGCGCAAUGUUAGAGCCUCUGACCGAUUGCAGACUAUCCACUCUCGUCAGUGGAGGAGUGCCAAGGCACUCAAGGGAGUAAUGGACGAGUUAGUGGCUACUCCUGACCAUGGGGUCACAAAGACCCAACUGGUCAACCUCUUCUACCGGGCUAUGCUCGAAUCGUUGCGUGGGCUCUUUUUUGGGAAGAGCCAGCAACCCAUCAUGACCUAUGACGCCUUGAGCAGGGAAGUGGUGGCAUUUGAAGCAAAGUCUGCGUCAGUUUCCACUUUCUGGCACAAGGACUUGGAUAAGGGAAAAAAGUGGAAGGGUCGCACUAUCUCAGGACAGGUGAAGACAAAGGAUAGCCUGAUCCUGACCUUAGACGAGGGUAGUGUCGAUGAGAUCCCCUACGAUCAGAUAGAGUGGGGGCUCGAGGAAAAUGACAGUAGCAGUAGUCAGGGGAGGACCUACGCUGCUGUCGCGGCUGGAGGGAGGCCGCAAGGAGGAGGAAUAGGCCAGGGCCAAGGGGGCCGGGCCUCAGGGAACCGUUCUCAGGGCGAUCAGGGGGUUGGCGGUAGAGGAGGAAACCGCCAAGCGGGAGGAAGGGGUCAAGAGGAUAGCCUCCCGUUUGACAUAGUCCUGGGUAUGGACUGGGGAGAGGCAGCAGGGGCCACACUCCACUUGAGAAAGCACGAGUGUAGGCUCCCUAGUCCAACAGGCAGUGUCAAGACUGCCCGCCUGUUUCAUGUGUCAGGAGUAGACAACUCCCUAGCGCAUUGCUGCCUUAGCGCUCCUGCGUUCGCAAGGCUAGUGAAAAAGGAGCAGCUAGAGGAACAGGUUUUUGUAGCCUAUGUUAGGCCAGCCACUGAGCCUAAGGAAGAGAAGCCUAUAGACCCUGCUAUUGCCAAGCUGCUGGAAGAAUUCACAGACUUAGCGAAGCCACCGAUAGGAGUAGUACCGCGGCCGAUCCAGCAUCGUAUUGAGAUUGAGCCUGGCAGUAGGACCCCCAAGGGAGCAGUGUAUAGGAUGUCCCCGCGGGAGUUAGACGAGUUGCGCAAGCAACUAGACGAGCUCCUAGAGAAGGGUUGGAUUAGGCCCAGUUCGUCUCCAUUUGGAGCACCUGUUUUGUUUGUCCCCAAGAAGAAGGGAGAGCUUAGGAUGUGCAUAGACUAUAGGGGUCUGAAUGCUAUCACAAUAAACUUGAAGAAUGCUGAGCCACUGCCUAGGAUAGAUGAUCUUUUGGAUCGAGUGCAGGGGUGCAAAUAUUUUACGAAGAUAAAUCUAAAGUCCGGGUAUCAUCAGAUAGAGGUUUAUCCUGAUGAUCAGUACAAGACAGCUUUCCGGACUAGAUACGGGCACUACGAGUUCAUCGUGAUGCCCUUUGGACUAACCAACGCGCCAGCGACUUUCCAGCGGUGUAUGAAUGAUUUGUUUAGGCUGUGGUUAGAUAGGUUUGUUGUAGUUUAUUUGGAUGAUAUCCUAGUGUUUAGCAAGACCCUUCAAGAGCAUCAGGGUCAUCUCAGGCAGGUCUUGGAGAAGCUGAGAGAAGCUAACUUCAAGAUCAACGCAAAGAAGUGCGAAUGGGCGAAGACCCAAGUGUUGUAUUUGGGCCACGUCUUAGACGGAGACGGCAUCAAGCCACAGGAUAGUAAGAUUGCAGCGAUCAGGGAUUGGCCAACACCGCGUACGUUGACAGAGUUGCGGUCGUUCUUAGGCCUAGCAAACUACUAUAGGAAGUUCGUAAGGAACUUCUCCACUAUCGCUGCGCCCCUUCGCAGAUUGCUAAGGAAAGAGGCCAUCUGGAAGUGGGACAAGGAUUGCACGUCUGCUAUGAAGAAGUUGAAGCAGACACUGAUAGAGUAUCCAGUCCUUAAGGUGGCCGAUCCGUCCUUACCCUUUGUCGUCACUACGAACGCUAGUCAGUACGGCAUAGGUGCUGUUUUGCAGCAAGACGAUGGCAAUGGUUAUAGGCCCGUAGAGUUCAUGUCUGCUAGGAUGCCUUCAGAGAAGGUUGCGACAUCUACCUAUGAGAGGGAACUCUACGCUCUCAGGCAAGCGCUAGAACAUUGAAAGCACUACUUGCUUGGGAGGCAUUUCAAAGUCUAUUCUGACCACGAAACGUUGCGAUGGUUAAAGACGCAGGCCAAGAUGACACCUAAGCUUACUAGGUGGGCCGCAGAAAUAGACCAGUACGAUUUUGAGCUCAAGCCAGUCAAGGGUAAAUAUAAUGUAGUUGCGGACGCUCUGAGUAGGAGAGCUGACUACUUUGGAGCGAUAGUUCACUACCUGGACAUAGGGAGAGACCUGCAGGAAAGAGUUAAAGAAGCAUAUGCGCACGACCCUAUUUAUAGUGACCUCCUCAAGAGAGUAAAGGAGGCUCCAGAGA